AUGGAGUCUCGAGCUAGUCUUGGGCAUUUCAGCGGUGGGCUUGGCCACAUUGAGCAAGGUAGCCUCGAAGGGAUCACCUCAGGUGAAAUUAGGGUUGGCAUUGAGAGUUGCAAGGAGCGGGUUGCUUUCAAGUGUCUCACUUGCGCUCACCGCAUCUGGGUCAGGAGCAAAAAGCCUGCUGGCCUCAUGACGCUCGCAUGGCGCAAGAGUGACCGCGGCGUGCUGAUGGGCUACCUGAUCAGUGCUGGACUUCCGAAGAGCAAGCAAUGCAAGCAAAUUGUGUGCUUGAGUUGCGUCCAUAACCUGCUCGGCGUGGUGGCAGAGAGCGCAGAUGGGUUGUUGGUCACGUUAAGUGGCAGGAAAGAUGGUGGGCAAGACACGCCCAUCUUGCGGCGGCAGAGGGGGGAAGGGCCUUGGAGCCAAAGCUUCGAGCUCACGCACGAAGUGCUGAGCUUCUUCUAUCGAGAGAACGCAACGACGGGACUGGAGCAGAGGCCAGUGGCCACGGCGGCAACCCAGAUCGGCGAGCGAGGCAUGGCGAAGGGUGUGCGGCCGAGAGAGAAGGGCGCCUCAGAGGAGACGAGCACUGAGGGGGCGGCUUCACGCAUAAAGGAGCAGGCGGUGCGCUACCUCGUGAUGAUGACGUCUCCCCAGGAGUCGGUUCGCGUCUUCUUGCCGGCAGGGUCGGCUUCUCCCCCGCUUAGGCUCUACAUGUCGGCAUGGGAUCACAACGGAGAGGGCCGGCCAAAAGGGCUUGGGAAGCCAUCCAAGACCGACGCGCUCCCAGAGACCGUCUGGUGGAGCACGCUUGGCGAGCUCUGCUGCACGUGCAACCGGGGACGGCUGAUGGAGGACGCGCCGUGCGUGCACAAGUUGGCACUCGCGGCCCUCAGCGAAAGCUGGAGCUCGACGGCGGAGCUGCCUAUCCAAGAGUCGCUCGGCAGAGGAGCGAGGGUGGAGCGGGUUGGCUCGGAUGAGACGGGAAGCUACUUUGCGUCGGCCGACAACCUCCAAAGACCUCCAAGCCCUCAGAGGCGCAUGGUCUUUUGCAGCAGCAAGGGGGCUUGGUAUUGCGAGGGGAAGCGCGACGGGUGCCCGAGCCUCACCGACUGCUCGCACGUUAUAGCGGCAAAGGCAGCUCUGAGGAACGAGGGAGACCUUCCAGUUGCCGAUCAGAUGGUUCUGAGGCUCUCGGAGCCGCUAUCGGAGGCUGCGCUGGGCUGGCUCGAGCGGUGGAACGGCGAGUUGCCAAAGAUUGGGAUACCCCCCGCCGUGGGCACCCCCUCGCAGGGGGUAGCCAGUGAUGCGGGGCUGUCGGAGGAGGAGCGGUAUCUUGUUGGCUUGCUGGAGCGGCGGCCCCAUGAGCAAGCGACCUGCGCCGGCGACUCGUGCUUUUGUCGUCAGCACGAUCGCCUCUUUGGAGAGGCCGCCGUCGCACAAAUUUCCAACGAUCGGGAGAGCAAUGGGGGCGAUCGUGGCAGGGAAGGGGGGUCGGCUGAGGAGGAGGCGCCCCCUCGCAAACGGGCGAGGCGCAGUAAGGCUUUUUGGGAGGCACACAAGCAAGGCUCGCAAGGUCCAGCCACAAGAGUGGGGUGGGGCGCUCGGCCGCCGGCGGAAGCGAGGGGCAAGGAGGCAAUUCGAGGCUGGGUGGACGCGUGCACGAGCUGUUCGGUUGCCUCCUUGGCAGCCUUGAACGGCGGGUGCGAGCAUGGAGAGGCCUCGAAGGUUCGCACCCCCGUCAUGCUCCUGACGACUGAGGCCGUCCAAGUUACAAAGCCCAAGCUGGCACGAUUGAGCGAUGCGCACGCCGUCCACGACCCGCUCGUGACUUUGCUCGACCGCCCCGUUCCUGUGAGCAAGCUGAGGGAUUGCCACUUUCAGGAGCUAUCGGAGAAGGGGCUGUUGAGCGCGCCCCGCCCCAUCGAAUCGCCGGCGUGCGGCGGCUCGUGGAUCGAGGCAUGGAUGGAGGCCGACGUGACGGCCGCCCAGUGGAGCCAGCGGGUGCGGGUGCGGAUCUACCACUGCCAAUGCCCUGACGAGGCGCACACAAUCCACUUUGACGGCGAGCACCUGGGGUUGUACACGUGGAAUCGGCGGACCCUCUUCGUCCAGGAGAGCUUGCAGCUGCUCUUGCGGGGGAUGCAGCACGGGCACAGUUU
This is a messenger RNA of Klebsormidium nitens, 2159 nucleotides long. Lineage: Eukaryota; Viridiplantae; Streptophyta; Klebsormidiophyceae; Klebsormidiales; Klebsormidiaceae. The record is from the annotation of a GenBank genome assembly.